CACAACAUUGCUUAUCUUUUCGAAUCAACCUCUUUCUAUUAUGUCUUCAACUAGCGUGAUUGGAGUUUCCAUAGCGGCCAUCAUUUACUUUCUCAUCCUCCUUCGCUUCCUCUUCAAGAAACCUCUUCACAGGUUAAUUACUAUUAGCUGGCCAGUGUUGGGGAUGAUACCAGGUCUUUUGUUCGUGCUCCAUCGUCUCUAUGACUUCGCUGUGGAGCUUCUUGAAAUCAAUGGGCUAACAUUCCCAUUCAAGGGACCGUGGUUCGCGGGAAUGGAUAUGCUGCUCACUGUUGAUCCAGCUAACAUUCACCACCUACUAAACUCAAACUUCUCAAAUUUCACUAGAGGUUCAGACUUUAGAGAAACCUUUGACGCCUUUGAAGAUUCGUUACUCGCAAAGGACUCGGAGGCAUGGAAGAAACUGAGGAAAGCUACUCAGAGCAUAAUCCACCAUCACGGGUAUCAAACAUUGUCAAUAAGUACCACGAGAAGUAAAAUCAAGGACGGCCUUGUUCCGGUUCUUGAUCAUGUCGCAGAGGAAGGCACGACUGUUGACUUGCAAGAUGUGUUCUGGAGGCUUGCAUACGAUACAACUAUAGUUACCACAACUGGAUGUGAUGAUCCAAGAUCUCUCUCCAUUGAAAUGCCAGAGAAUGAGUCCGCUACAGCUCUCAACAAUAUAGGAGAAGGACUUAUAUAUAGGCAUGCUAAACCUAUAUUCUUGUGGAAGCUACAAAAAUGGAUCGGAUUUGGGAUAGAGAAGAAAAUGACAGAAGGUGGUGCCAUUUUUGAUCGAGUGUGUGCGGAGUACAUAUCAGCCAAGAGAGAAGAGAUAAAGAAAUCACAAGAAAAUAACCAAGAUCAUGUUGAUGGAGAAAAUGAAGAUAUUUUGGCAUCUCACAUAAAGCUUGAUACAACCAAGUACCAACUCUUGAAUCCUAUCAAUGAUAAAUUCCUAAGAGACACUAUCGUAGGUUUCUUAUUAGCUGGGAGAGAUACCACUGCAUCUGCUCUUACUUGGUUCUUCUGGCUUUUGUCCGAAAACCCUAGAGUGGUGACCAAGAUUCGCCAAGAGAUUGACACAAUUCUACCAAGAGGUAGUAGUGGCCAAGAAAGUUCGUCUAAUGAUCCAAUGGAGUGCUUGAACAAGUUAGUGUAUUUGCAUAGCGCAUUGUUUGAAACAAUGAGGCUUUACCCUCCAGUUCCUAUCGAGCGUGUGUCUCCUGUAAAAACAGAUGUGCUUCCAAGUGGCCAUAAAGUGGAAGCAAACUCGAAGAUUUUGAUCUUCAUUUAUGCGGUGGGUAAGAUGAGAACCAUAUGGGGAGAAGAUGCAUUAGAGUUCAAGCCAGAGAGAUGGAUUUCAGAGACUGGAGCGUUGAGACAUGUACCUGCAUUCAAGUUCUUAGCAUUCAAUGCCGGCCCGAGAAAUUGUCUAGGUAAACAAAUAGCUAUGAUUCUAAUGAAGAUUGUGGUGGUGGAGAUAUUACAAAACUACGACAUUAAGGUUGCUAAAGGGCAGAAGAUCCAACCAUAUGCUAAUAUAAUUCUUAGAAUGAAGCAUGGACUUAAAGUUACAAUUAACAAGAGAUAGAUUUUCUAAGAUACAUACUCCCUAUGUAUCACAAAGAUAGAUUUUCUAAGUUUUUCACCAAGAUUAAGAAACAAUA
Capsella rubella is the source of this 1667-nucleotide messenger RNA. Its product is annotated as alkane hydroxylase MAH1. NCBI's taxonomy places the organism in Eukaryota, Viridiplantae, Streptophyta, Magnoliopsida, Brassicales, Brassicaceae. The record is from RefSeq and is a predicted model, not a curated record. The transcript has a single exon. Gene Ontology annotation, molecular function: heme binding; iron ion binding; monooxygenase activity. The coding region runs from base 41 to 1591 and encodes 516 amino acids.